Messenger RNA from Dendronephthya gigantea, 621 nucleotides. Its product is annotated as E3 ubiquitin-protein ligase UBR4-like. Lineage: Eukaryota; Metazoa; Cnidaria; Anthozoa; Malacalcyonacea; Nephtheidae. The coding region runs from base 28 to 474 and encodes 148 amino acids. The record is from RefSeq and is a predicted model, not a curated record. The transcript has 6 exons.
CAUUGCUUAUUUCAUACAUGCAGGUGAAUGUCCUCUCUUCAUGCUGUAUUGUCGCUGUUUACUCAUUCCUUGGAGGAUGGAAGAAACACGAUUGACGUUCUCAGCAGAUUGAUUGUUCUUGCUCAUGUUCGUGAAGUGACCCCCAAAGGAGCUACGAAACUCAGUGAUGGUGAAGUUAAGCUUUAUAACGUUUAUCGACCGAUGUUGAUUUUCUUUGCCCUUGUUAACAAACUACAGCAUUUGCUCAAGGAGCAUUUGGCAUCCACGUCAACUUGGUGUCAGGAUGUUGCUUCUUACAUUCGUAAGAAUGAUGAAAAAGUGUUGAAGUCAUGUGAAGAGUUGGUCAACUUCUACCAAGAUGACCUUCUUCCAGCGGCAUCUUUUACAGAAUUCUGUGAUGUUACAGGUUUGCUCGGAGAAAUCACUGAUCCAGGAAAAUUCAUGGGAGAUCUUUUGAACUCACUUCCAAAGUGAAUAACAUGAUUAUACUGCAGCAUUUACUAAAACCAUAGGAAAGGGAAAAUUGAGAUAGUUAAUUUCCCAAGUAGUUUAUAUGUUUACAAUUGGCAUUGUCUUUAUUAAUAAAAUAUGCAUGAUUAUUGGAACUGCACUUGUUUGAUA